CUGCAUAAAUAGAUAUGUAUGUACUUAUCUAUAUAACGUCACAAUUCGAUAAAACGCAAUGCCAAAGAACUCGACUCGAAAUGCUUGACAACACACAAAAUUAAUCGUGAAAAAAUUUCGUCAAAUGUUGACGUGUGUUUCAAGUGUAGAAUGCGAGUAAAUACAUUACACGAAUCACAGUGACAAAGUAGCCGUAUUCAAAAUAAAAACAAAUCUUGGACAAAAUGAUAGAAAAACCGAAAAUUGAAUACAAAUUAUACACGAGGAGAUGGUUCAAUAUGGCGCUAUUCGUGAUGUACACCAUAAAUGCGGGAGCCCAAUGGUUACAAUUUUCCAUAAUCGACAAUUUAGUACAGAAAUACUACGAAGGAAUAACGCCUGAAAGUAUCGAAUGGACCACUAUGAGCUCGAUGUUGGCUUACGUUCCCUUUACGUUUCCUUCUCUUUAUUUAUUGGACAAACUGGGAGUACGGACCACGAUGAUAAUCGGCAUAACUGGUUUCACCAUUGGAACAUGGAUCAAAGUAUUUUCCGUCCAUCGUGAAUCCUUCUAUUUAGUACUAACAGGAACAGCUGUACAAGCUGGAUUUCAAGUUCUGACAUUCGCAUUGUCAGCUCGUUUCACCGCUAUUUGGUUCGGAGCUCAUGAAAUAUCCACAGCCGGAGCUUUAUGCUUAUUUGGAGAUCAGUUGGGUGUAGCUAUAUCUAGUUUUAUUCCGAAGAUUUUGGUCAAAGAUGAUUCGAUCGAAGUUAUCCGAAAUGGGUUACAAAAAAUGCACUGGUUACAUGCUGGUGUUUCUACAGCUGUUCUCGUUUUGAUAGUUUCGUUUUUCAAAGCACAGCCUAAAUCUCCUCCUAGCGCAGCUCAAGCUAGUCAACGACAAACUGAAAGAAAGCACGUUUAUCAAGCCGUCAAAUCCAUCGUGAAGAAGCCAUCGUUCAUCCUCAUCUCUUUAUCGUACGGAUUAAACCUUGGAUUAAUCAAUGCAGUAAUUUCGCUUUUAAAUCGAAAUAUAUCAAUUAAUUUCCCGGAAAGAACUCUAGAUGCUGGAUACAUAGGAACUUUAAUACUAUUCAGCGGAAUGAUUUCAUCUUUGUUUUUUGGAAAAAUUAUAGAUAAAACUCGUAAAUUCAAAGAAUCCGCAGUGUUGCUAACUUCAGGAUCAGCCAUUGCAUUUAUGGCCUUUACAUGGGCUCUAGAAUCUGAUAACAUAAUCUAUGUUUACGUUGCAUCUUUUUUCAUCGGAUCCUUCACCUUGAGUUACUACGGGACCGGGUUUCAAAUGGCCAUAGAGGUCACUUUUCCUAUAUCUGAAGAGAUAUCAGCGGCGACUUCAUUUCUUAUCACAGAAUUCCUGAGUUUUGUCAUAACCUCCUCUUACGGAUACUUGAUAGGGAAAUAUAGUAGCCUGCCAUCGAACGUAGUUUUGAUAGUAUUAUUUUUUCUCGCUGCAUUGUGCGCCUAUUUGGUGCCUUCUGACUUGAGAAGACAGCAAGUUGAAGAGUCGGCUCGAGAGAAGACCAGAGAAAAAGAAAUGGCAGAUCUGAUAUCGAAUAAAAUUUAGAAUUAAGUACCUAUACUUGCCUAUACUUAAAUAUACUCUAGUUAAUACUCGGGGAAAAAUAAAAACUUGACAUAAGAUAGUUUCAGACAUAGGUGACAUAUUCCAGAUUAUUUUAGGUACUUGCAAAUUUUUAGAAAAUAAUGUCUACAUUAUAUUUUUCGUCAAGAGUUGAACUUUGGUUCCGAACUAAACUGACCGCGAGAUGUUCAAAUUUAAUGCACGAGUUGAGUCAACACAAACAAUCAAAUAAAAAAGUGUACUUCUUUACGAUAUGAAAAUUCAUUCACAAAAGAUAGCUACGUCAUUUAUCUAUUUGUUUGUUUAAUUAAUUACCUAUUUACGCACUCGUGCUAGGUACGUAGUACGUACCAAGCACCUAUUAAUCUAUUUAGAUCCCAAAUUAUGAGAUAAAA
Messenger RNA from Planococcus citri (citrus mealybug), 1978 nucleotides. RefSeq lists its product as uncharacterized. Bases 225 to 1565 code for a protein of 446 amino acids. NCBI's taxonomy places the organism in Eukaryota, Metazoa, Arthropoda, Insecta, Hemiptera, Pseudococcidae. Gene Ontology annotation, molecular function: heme transmembrane transporter activity; heme binding. Gene Ontology annotation, biological process: heme export; transmembrane transport. Gene Ontology annotation, cellular component: membrane. The transcript has 7 exons. The record is from RefSeq and is a predicted model, not a curated record.